Messenger RNA from Macadamia integrifolia, 1712 nucleotides. RefSeq lists its product as uncharacterized. The transcript is spliced from 2 exons. Bases 993 to 1514 code for a protein of 173 amino acids. Lineage: Eukaryota; Viridiplantae; Streptophyta; Magnoliopsida; Proteales; Proteaceae. The record is from RefSeq and is a predicted model, not a curated record.
ACAAGUCUUACUGGUAUCGUCGUUUCCAUAAACGACUGAAGGCAGUUGUGCCAGAUAAAAAUCGAGUGGAAAAGUGAACCCUCUUCGCAUGACACCCUCCCGUGAACCAUCUGCUAUACUCGCGCCUCUCUUCUCAUCACAUAGAACAUCGACUCCCAAGGCUCUGCAACUCGAGCUGUAGCCUGAGUCACUCCUGUGAACCCUCUGCAAGUGUCCUCAUCCCUCUGCAGGUCUCUGCUCGUGAACCCUCACGAACCCUUCUGAAGCUCGAAAUGCUCCACUACAGUUCUGCAACUUGAUUGUAGAUCUUGAAGCCUCUGCAACUCGUCGAAGGAGACGCUUGAAGUGCGACAGCAGGUUUGCAAGUUCGAAGCUUGGGUCUCCUCUUCCCGCUCUGCAAUAUUCUACAAGGUACGCCCCUGCGAUUCCGACGAACCCCUUCACUUCCCAAGAACUAUUGAACCCUAAUUUUUUUUCCAUUCCUACCGUGUGCGCGAAGCACCCUAACCUGUCAGCUCUUGAACAUGUCUCUGGAGAUUUGGACGAUCGAGGUUGCAUUCCAUCAUCUUGGGCUGCAGAUUUGGAAGAUCGAUCUUGUGAUUUGGUUAUUUGCUUGAAGAACGAGAGUAAUGAGUACUAGAAGAAUCCCUACCCCUACUUCAUUCCACUACUACCUGGAAUGCUGCUGAGCUACAAGCAUUCAUCAACUUAAUGGUUAAGAAUGUGAGGAAUGGUCAGAAGACCAACUCAACGUUCACAAAGGUGGCAGGGGAUAAUAUAAAAAAGGGAAUGGAAGCCGAAUUUAAUCGACCUUUUGGGAAGGAGCAACUCCGUAAUAAGAUAAACAAAUUACGGGGUGACUACAAUAGCUUCAAGGGUUUGUUGGAAACAACGGGAUUUGGCUGGGAUUCAAAUACCAGGACUACUACUGCUGAAGAUUCUGUGUGGGAGGGUGCUAUUAAGGUAUAACACACUUUUUGGUGUAUAGUUGGAUGAUUAUGCCUUCAUUUUGGAUUAAGGCAAACCCAGCAUGGACUAAAUAUAGAAGGCAUGGUCUUCCAUGGUGGCCAGAGUUAGAGAUCUUCUCCAACUCAAGUGCUUGUGGGGAUAGAGGUCUUUCGCAGUCCACUGCUGCUACUCCAAGGACCACCAACCUGGGACUUGAUCAAGAUGACCUUGAGGAUACUGAUGUUGAUGAAGAGGUCAACCCAACUGCACCCAAGAGGAGACUUGAUAGGAAGCCUACAGAUCGUAGGAAGAAGAGCCAAUCAAGGUCCAUUACCAACUCUGCCAUGGACUUCAGGAAAUUUGUGGCUUGGAGAAUGGAGAAGGGUGCAUCCACUGCUGAUUCCGCAACAGUCAGACCUGCUGAUCCUUUGAUGGAUGGACCAAAUAGCGUAAUCAGUUGCCAGAAACUGUUGGACACUCUAAAAGAUAUUCCAAAAGAAUUGUAUGUGAUGGCUCAGCAGAAAAUACACAGUGAUGCUGCUUGCGAUUGUCAUUCAUGGAAGUGAUUCCGGAGAGGAGGAUGUGGAUGAUAAAGCACUUGAAGUAGUGCCUUUUAUUUUACUCGGCUUUCUGGACAAUGGGUUCAAGAUUUUUUUUUUUUUUGGACGAUUGUUUAAUGUUUUUAUGUUUAAUGACUUUUUCAGUACUCGUUCUUUGUGCCAACUCUGCUCGUGGUUGUUUGAAUGAAUUGCCUUUUACUUUCA